CCAUUUUUUUACUUUUUUUUUUAACUCUCUUUUACAUAAACAAAUAUGCCUUUCCGUUGUAAGUGUGGUAGAACCUUUGAAAAGACCGACUCUUUUGCUUCUCAUACAUCUGCUUGUGCUCCCUUCCAUCAUCGACGUAUGUCAGAUACGACGCAGAUGUCUACUGCUGCUGCUGCUGCCGCUGGUGGUGGUGGUAGUGGUGGAUCACAGCCGUUUAUCAACACCUCCUUUCGAUUCUUGUCAUCUUCAUCACAGGCCAGUUCUCCCACCGACUCUGUCAUGAUGGACAGUGAUUUAUCUAGCUCUGUACCUACGAAUAAUGGGUUUUUUAUGCCCACUGCGCUAUCACUUCAAAAUGCUUUUGAAGGUGCUAGAAGAAGAUCCAUGUCGUACGGCUCCUCAUUUAAAUAACCCUUUAUUUUUGCAUCUCUCUCAUAAAUACCCCCCAUAUCCGCUCUCCUUCUGUAAGUAACUGUUGUAUAUGAUUUUUUUUUCUUCUAUCAAAAUAAAUAUAUAUAUAUUUAAAAUUA
Mucor mucedo is the source of this 530-nucleotide messenger RNA. RefSeq lists its product as uncharacterized. NCBI's taxonomy places the organism in Eukaryota, Fungi, Mucoromycota, Mucoromycetes, Mucorales, Mucoraceae. The transcript has a single exon. The record is from RefSeq and is a predicted model, not a curated record. Bases 46 to 411 code for a protein of 121 amino acids.